This is a messenger RNA of Owenia fusiformis, 2403 nucleotides long. The record is from the annotation of a GenBank genome assembly. Lineage: Eukaryota; Metazoa; Annelida; Polychaeta; Sabellida; Oweniidae.
AGGUAAUUUUCAUCUUGGAAGCCGUUUUAUCAAUUAAGGAAGGUUGACACAGUAUCUUUGUCAGGACCGACAAGGGGAAGCCGACAAGGGGAAGGAUGUUGUCGGUAAUCGGAACAGCAGAAAUAGAAAGUGAAAAUGUAACUGGAGCAGAACGCAACACUGCAACUAAACCAGUGAUGUAUAAUUCAGAGGAACAUUCCUGUAAUAAUUCUCGUACAAAUUACGUUAUAUAUUUGGAUGAUAAUAAUAAUUCCGACAAAGAAAGUAGAUCAACUUUAGUUGAAACCAAACCCCGAUUUAAAAGUGCUGUCGAAUUUGAGCCAUGUUUCAAAUUCACAUCCAAAACAAACGAAGUACAAUAUUUUCGAAAUUCGAAAAUGAAAACGGAAUUCUCAGACUAUUAUUCCUGGAACAAAUCAUCCGUGAAUAUCAAAUUUAGCAUAACACCAAAAACAUACUCUACCACGCUGACAGUAUUCCCAAAACCAGAUAACAAGGCUCAUAAAACGGAAGUGACGCACAAUUUUGACAACAGAGGGAGGUGGUCCGUCAAUAAUGCCUGUGCUUCUGCUGAAACAGAACAGAAUAAAGCAUCAAGUGAUUUGUUACGAAAAUUAGAAACCAUGUUAGAUAAACACAGUUCCUCUGAACAAGAUGAUACAGACUCAUGCGACAGCGAAGACAUUGAAGUGGAUGAAAUACUUCGCGGAGCAGCAGACGACUUAUAUCAAACGUGUGACGUAAUCAUGGAAGAAGAGGAAAACGAUGAAAUGGAUAUAACAUCUAUUGAUCAAACGUAUCAUCAAAACACGAAUGAACUCCAAACACAAUCAUUGUGCAGGCCUAACCUGAACUCGAACGUGAAUUUGAAUGUGAAUUCGUCAAGCUGUUUUCAACGGUACGACCAACAUAGUCCUGGACGACCAACAAAUCUUAAUAUUGGCAAAGAUACCAAUGCAAAUUGUACCCAUGUGACCUAUGUGCCUCGUUUUGACAUUUCGACACCUCCAGACACCUCGUUUAAUCUUUUAUCGACCCGUUGCAAUAAGAUAUCUGUCAUAUCCACAAGUCGAAAUUCUUGAUAUAAUGUUCAGGUUAAGCCUUUCAGAUUGGCUCAGUAGAAAAGGCUUGCUCCAGGAUCAUAAAAAAUGUUCGCUCCUACAAUGACAUAUUACACUGAACUAUAAAUUAAACAAGUGCCCGGAGUUCCUGAUAUAUUCAAUCUAAGCCCUCUGGAUAUAAUGCUCGGGAGAACAAGCUUGCUAUACUAUAGGAUAUUUAUUUUGUUUCUUCUUGAAAUGAUAUAGGCCUGCACAUUACAAAGUAAUACAAAUUAAAGGCAUUCAAUACAGUAGUCUGACUUAUAGCAAAUUGUUGUAAAGGAACAAUACAUGGUGAAUCUUAUAAUUAGAAAACGUUGAAGUCCCAACAUUAAUACUCUUCUUUAUUGGUUAAAGAUUUGUGGACAUGGCAAAUGUUAUUAGAUUGUUGGAAAUAGCAAUAUUCCUUUUGAAUUGUUCGGAUCAUAUUUACUGUCGAUUCAAAAGUCUUGGGGAUAUUUUUCAAAUCAAAAAGAGUUUCAAAUCAUGUUCCUAUUGAUUUAUUACAAGAAAUAUAGAAAUAAGUUUCAUUGACUUAAUGAAGUGUGAAAGUCAUAUGUUUUACUCAUUCAUAAGAUGAUCAUGCCUUUAUCAUUGUUUGAAAUUAAGUCUAGAAUCCAAAAUUAAUUUGAGUAAAUAGAGUUUAAAUAAUUAGUACAGCUUCGAAUUCCGAUUCAAGUGUAAAGGCAAAUCAAUCGUAAAGUAAAGUCAAGGUCAAAACUAUCUUUGUAAACCUGAUUGAAAGUGAAACGCACCUUUAAUGGCUCACUGAAAGCAACCAAUAAAAUGGGUUGAUGCGCAAGCGAUAUAUACAUACUAUCAGUGAGUAAAUUAUCAAAUGAAUUGUUGUUUUAUCAACGUUGAUUGAAAUAUUUGAAAACACUAAAACUAUUCCAAGGCUCAUUUAAUUAAAAUUAUUGAGUUGAAUGGAAUUUUUGCAGUACUCUGAGGGUCGUUUGGAAAUAAUCGAUUAAUGCGCGAUAAUUUUCUUGUCAGUGAUGAUAGUGUAAGUUGCUAGUCUGUCAUUAAAAACCUCAUGUUUAUACAGCAGCUAGGCAGGACCCUGUCGAUAAUUACACGCUCUUUGUGUCGCAUGGCUUUAGUUUUAACAGAAACUUCAAUUUUUCUACACGUACAUGGUUUCCAUUGGCAGAAAGACAUUAUUUUGAUUGGGAAAUAGACACCAAUCAAUUUACCGAAUUAAUACAUAAUUGGAUCUCACUUACACUCCCCUCCAUAAGUUUGGCAACCUACAUUUUUAUUGGAUAUGAUAUUAAAGUCUGUUAUUUUUUAACCUUCAUUG